GUCUCGUUUCCAUCAGUUCACAAUACCCACUGUCACCAACACCAGCUACGUUGUUCAUCCGACAACGUUUUCUUCCAUUACAGACAUGUCUAUAGCUGAGUUCUUAGAUGGUAUGCCAUCAUUUGAUGAGCGAAAUUUUUCCAGUUUCCAUUCGGACAAUGGACGAAGUAAACGUGUGCCUGUUUAUAUAUCGACUGAAGAUCAACCAAAUGACCAAAUUAUUGUUACCGACAAGUCAAAUUUAUUACUCCGGUAUUUACACAAUCAAUGGGAUAAAAAGCAUGGAGGUAAGAAGAGAGAAUUAGUUGAUUCUACCGAAGAAGGAGGCUCAACAUCAAGAAAACGUGCAAGAUUAGACUUAGGUAGGAAUGAGCAAAGAUUUUUGAACAUCGAUUUUUGAUAUAUCGAUACAUCAAAAUUUGAAACAUUAAUUCUCACAAUGAAUAAUAUUGAUAAUCAUAAAAAUCAAUGUACAAACGAAAAACAUUGAUGUUUACCAAUAUUUUCAUACAGUAAAUUUUACCUUAAAAGCUGUAAUUUUAGUGUGCGGUGGAAGUUUUAAUCGUUAUAUUGUGCUAAUUACAAAAAUAAUUUUUAGUUAUUUUUGUAAUUUUUUAGCUACCAUUAAAUGGUAAUUAAAUGGGUAAAUCUCAAAUAUAAAAUUAUUUAUUUCGAUAAUUAUAGAUUGAAAAUUGUUUUUAUUUAUUUUUUAUAAAUCAUUAGUAACACACAAUUAGUAGUACAUAUUGUUGCGUCCUGCGUAGUCACACACUAGAUCAAUUGGGCGAAUUUCAACUAUUUAGUGUCAUAGAUUUAACAUCGGGAUUUUAUCAAAUACCGCUUGCUGAAUCAUCUCGCGAAUUAACAGCAUUUUCGAUGAAUCAAGGUCAAUGGCAUUUUAAAAGAAUGGCAAUGGGCAUGAAAACGUCAACAGCCACAUUUCAGAGAUUAAUGAAUAAUGUAUUAUCGGGAUUAAUCGGAAUAAAAUGUUUAGUAUAUUUGGACGACAUAAUCGUAUAUGGAAAAGACUUAAAAGAUCAUAAUCAUAAAUUAAUGGAGGUAUUCGAACGUUUAAGAGAACAAAAUUUAAAAAUACAACCGGAUAAAUGCGAAUUUUUAACCCAAGAAUGCGUAUACUUAAGUCAAUGUGCCACAGUCUAGACAAAUAUAGACCAGUCAAGAUGCAAGGGAGACCAAUUAUAUUAACAAGAGACAAUAAGGUGAGGAUGUUUAACAAAAAGAGUUUGAACACCUUAAAACAGUAUUUGAAAGGAAUUUUCUGAAAGAAACCGGAUGUGUUGAAACCUUUAUUGGUGCAGAUUAAUAUUAGUAUCAAACACCAGGGGGUAACAAGUCUCGGAUCGGUAUUCAUGUCAAAAUACUUGUUUUUUGAUAACACCCAAGCAAUUAUUGUCACCUGGAGUGGAGCAAUGGAUGUUAAAAUAUUUAUAAAACUAAGAAUACCAGGGAUUAAGAGAUUUAUAGACAUAAUUACAUAUAGCGAUAAUAAUGAUAAUAUUUUUAGUUUAAAAUUAAUAGACAAUAGCAACAACAAAUUGUUAUACUCAGAGAGCAUAGGACAUGUGCAAGAGAAUGGAAGGAUGUUAAAUUUGAAAGAGCAAAUGACAUUUUGUGUGAAAGGAAACACGAAGUGACGUAUUGUCAUGAUCUCAUGACGGAUGUUAUAUAUACAAAGUGUAUUUUCAAUUAUUUAAUAAAAAAAAAUAAAACCCCAUAAAUUAUUUUAAAUAUUUAAUAGAAUGUAACAAUACA
This is a messenger RNA of Sipha flava (yellow sugarcane aphid), 1773 nucleotides long. Its product is annotated as DET1- and DDB1-associated protein 1-like. The record is from RefSeq and is a predicted model, not a curated record. Gene Ontology annotation, biological process: positive regulation of proteasomal ubiquitin-dependent protein catabolic process. NCBI's taxonomy places the organism in Eukaryota, Metazoa, Arthropoda, Insecta, Hemiptera, Aphididae. The transcript has 4 exons. Bases 86 to 400 code for a protein of 104 amino acids. Gene Ontology annotation, cellular component: Cul4-RING E3 ubiquitin ligase complex.